UUGGUGCAACACGAAUUGUGGCAGUUAAAACCAUUCGGAAAUGUAGCGCACAGACUAGCCUAAAGGAGGAAGCGGACAUUAUGAGAAAGCUGGGUUCGCAUCUGAAUGUUGUUACACUGCUUGGGGCAUGCAUAGAGAAUGAACCGCACAUGCUUAUAAUGGAGUACGCGAUGAGGGGAAGGUUGCUCUCAUUACUGCGGGCUGCGCGAAGUGCUUCCAAUAUUCUACCGGCAUCGGUACCGGGAGGGCGUAGUCUAACACCUCUAUCACCACGGACGCUAGCUGGCUUCGCACUGGAUAUUGCUUGUGGCAUGGAGUAUAUCGCCGAAAAGAGGAUCGUUCAUCGGGACCUGGCAGCACGAAAUGUUUUACUAGAUCACAAUGGAGUUUGUAAAAUUUGCGAUUUCGGAAUGUCAAUUGACUUAGAUUCUGAGCAUAAGAAAAAAGAGGCCGAGAAAUGCCAUGCCAACGAAAUAGUUCAUAGUAAUGCGAAAAAAAUCAAGUUCGAUUUCCGAAGCCGUUUCACAGUUAACCAAUGGAGCAACAACAACUCAAAUUGUCCAGAUGGCAGUCCAACCUUAAAAAAAGACCUAAAAGAAAAGAAAUAUAAUUCGCAUGGCCUUGGUCAAGGCCAUGAUACAAUUAGCCGCAGGCCAGCUUUGCCGAUUCGUUGGAUGGCACCGGAAGCAUUACAAUAUCAUGUUUUUACACGGGAGACCGACAUGUGGGCUUUUGGCAUUGUCCUUUGGGAAAUCGCAACACUUGGUUCAACACCAUACGCCAAUCAUUCAGGUAGGGAAGUUAUGCGACGAGUUCCGAACGGACUAAGGCCGGAGCUACCUAAGGAAGGAUGCAAUGAGUUCUACAAUUUAAUGGUACGCUGUUGGCAUAAGGAUCCUCAUCUACGUCCAUCCUUUUCAUAUGCACGACAGGAGAUAUCACGCUCCCUACACAAGUGGGUCGAUGACGAUGCGACCGGCUCUGACUAUAUGGAUGUAAGCGGGUUUAGUGAGGAUUUAGAGCACGGUAUGGU
Molecule: messenger RNA, 1033 nt
Organism: Rhagoletis zephyria (snowberry fruit fly)
Lineage: Eukaryota; Metazoa; Arthropoda; Insecta; Diptera; Tephritidae
Product: fibroblast growth factor receptor-like
Biological process (GO): cell surface receptor protein tyrosine kinase signaling pathway; multicellular organism development; positive regulation of kinase activity
Cellular component (GO): signaling receptor complex; plasma membrane
Molecular function (GO): transmembrane receptor protein tyrosine kinase activity; ATP binding
Source: RefSeq, a predicted model, not a curated record